GGCAGCUCUCAGUUAUUCCAAAGGCAGACUGAUGAUCCAGCUGCUGAGUGUGUUCGCUGACAUGGAUACAACUGGCGUUUCCCUCUGAAACUGGACUCAUUACCGGCUCACGGAGACACCGGGAGGCUUCAAACCAGCGACUAAACUUCUUCCACGGCCGCACUCAUGUGAUUUCACUCCCCCCCCCACCACCACCACCCGCCUCACUUUGUUUUGGAGCCAUGUCCAAGAGCCUGAAGAAGAGGAAGAACCACUGGACCAACAAAGUCCACGAGAGUGUCCUUUGCAGGGAUGAGCAGGGGGAGCUGGGGCUGGAGCUGAAGGGCGGCGCGGAGAAUGGACACUUCCCGGUCAUCGGCGAGCUUCUCCCGGGCAGAGCGGCGUGCCACAGCGGCAAACUCUUCCCGGAGGAACUCCUGCUGGAAGUCAACGAUACUCCCGUGGCCGGACUCACCACCAGGGACGUCCACGCUGUGGUGAAACACAGCAAAGACCCCGUCCGACUCAAGUGUGUCAAACAAGGGGGCGUGAUAGACAAGGACCUGCGCCACUACCUCAACCUGCGCUUCCAGAAAGGCUCGGUGGACCACGAGCUGCAGCAGAUCAUCCGGGACAACCUCUACCUCCGCACCGUCCCCUGCACAACCAGGCAGCCCAAGGAAGGAGAGGUCCCAGGGGUGGAUUAUAAUUUCGUGACCGUUGACCGGUUUAUGGAAUUGGAGAAAAGUGGAGCCCUGCUAGAGAGCGGAACAUAUGAAGAUAAUUUUUACGGCACCCCGAAGCCUCCGGCCGAGCCCAGCGCUCUGCUGCUAAAUGUAACGGACCAGCUGCUGCCGGGCGCCAGACCCAGCUCCGAGGGCAAGAGGAAACGCAACAAGUCAGUCAGCAACAUGGAAAAAGCCAGCAUCGAGCCCCCCGAGGAGGAGGAGGAGGAGAGACCCAUCGUCAAUGGCAACGGUGUCGCUGUCACCCCAGAGUCGAGCGAACAUGAGGAUAAGAGCACAGACGCUUCGGGGGACAUGGCCCCACAAAUCAACCCAGUGGAGCCCCCAGCUGAGGGACCCACAGACGAAGGACAGUCCCCGAAGAUGGCGGUGCCCAAACCAGAGGAGAAUGAUGAGCUAGGACCCCUGCCAGACAACUGGGAGAUGGCAUACACUGAGAAAGGAGAAGUCUACUUCAUUGACCACAACACUAAGACAACAUCGUGGCUGGACCCGAGGCUAGCCAAGAAGGCGAAGCCGCCCGAGGAAUGCAAAGAGGAUGAGCUUCCGUACGGCUGGGAGAAAAUCGAUGACCCCAUUUACGGCAGCUACUAUGUCGAUCAUAUAAAUAGAAGGACCCAGUUUGAGAAUCCAGUCCUGGAGGCUAAGAGGAGACUCCAGCAGCAGCAGCAGAUGCAAAGCCAGGGUCUGUCCUCACUGCCCCUCCCCACCAUCUACAGAGAAAAGCCGCUGUUCACGCGGGACCCCACUCAGCUGAAAGGCAGUUUCUUGUCCACGUCGCUCCAAAAGAGCAGCAUGGGCUUUGGCUUCACUAUUAUCGGAGGCGACGAGCCCGAUGAAUUCCUCCAGGUCAAGAGCGUUAUCCCCGACGGGCCCGCUGCAGCUGACGGAAAAAUGGCCACAGGCGAUGUCAUUGUCUACAUCAACGAUGUGUGCGUCCUGGGCACCACCCACGCCGAUGUGGUCAAACUCUUCCAGUCGGUACCGAUCGGCCAGAGUGUGACCCUGGUGUUGUGUCGUGGCUACCCUUUGCCCUACGACCCGGAGGAAGCUGCCAACACUAACAACAACACCACCACCACCAUCAUCUCCCCGCUGGGCAUCAUGGAGCAGCGGCCCAUCAUGGUGAACGGCAGGACGGGCUACGACAACUACCUGGACUAUCUGACCCGCACGGCGCGCUUCGUCACGGACCCCAGCCAGGACCAGGUCAACGCCCAGCAGCAGCUGCUCACCGCCCACCCAGGCGACACCCACUUAGACGGCUCGCUUCCGCCCACCACUGGGACCACGCCUCCCGACAGCGUCUCUAUGGCGUCGUCGGGGGCGACCCAAGGGGAGCUGCUGACCCUGACCAUGGUGAAGGGCGUGGAUGGUUUUGGCUUCACGAUUGCGGACAGCGCGACGGGCCAGCGAGUUAAACAAGUCCUGGAACCUCAGGGCUGCCCGGGUCUGUGCGAGGGCGACUUGAUCGUGGAGAUUAACAAGCAGCCUGUGCAGGGAUUCCCACACACACAGGUGGUGGAGCUGCUGAAGGAGUGUGCGGUGGGAGCUGAGACCAGCCUGGUGGUUCAGAGGGGUGGAACAGGUCACUAUUCACCCUGGAAGACCCCUAAGCAGGUUCUGGAGCAGUGGGAGUCCCAGCAGGGCCAGAGCAGCCCCGCUCAGACCAGCCUGUCGGCUCCCGUUAUAACCCACAGCGCCCCCUUCCCAACACACCAUCUUCACAGGGCCUCGGUCCCAGACUCAGCCUCCGAGGCCUUGGCCCUGGCUAAACCUGACCCUUAUGACCUUUAUGAGAAGUCCAGGGCUAUCUAUGAGAGUAGGCAACCUGGCCAGCCAAGGACUGUUUUUUCUGUGGACUCUUCAGGAACAGAGUACCAGGACAUCGAGGUCCAUCUGCGCAGACAGAAGUCUGGGUUUGGUUUCCGGGUGCUGGGCGGUGAUGAGGCCGGGCAGCCUGUGAGUCCGGAGACGCGUGAGAAGAUCCUAAUCGGGGCGAUCAUCGAGAAGAGUCCAGCAGAUGUAGACGGGAGGUUGCGGCCCGGUGACGAGCUGCUGUUUGUGGACGGGAUCCCGGUGGUGGGGAAGCCACACAGAUACGUCAUUGACCUGAUGCACGGAGCGGCACGCAACGGCCAAGUGAACCUGGUGAUCAGGAGGAGGGUUCAGGCAGCAGGUGAGUCUUGUCCAGAGAACGGCCGCAGCCCGGGAUCUGUCUCCACGCAGCACAGCUCCCCACGCAGCGACUUCACUUAUGGCAACAGCACCGGCACAACCCAGCCUCCCGGCACCGGCGUGGGCAACGCCACCGCCGCCACAGACGGGACGCUGACCCCCAACACACAACCCAGCGACGUCAUCAUCAGCCGGAAGGAGAGCGAAGGCUUCGGCUUCGUCAUCAUCAGCUCGCUCAACCGGCCCGAGGCGGCCGCAACCAACACUGUGCCCCAUAAGAUCGGCCGCAUCAUCGAGGGCAGCCCGGCCGACCGCUGCGGGAAGCUGAAGGUGGGAGACCGGAUCCUGGCCGUGAACAGUCAGUCCAUCGUCAACAUGCCACACGCCGACAUCGUCAAACUGAUCAAAGAUGCAGGCCUUAGUGUCACCCUGAGGAUCAUUCCGCAGGAAGAGAUCAGCAAUCCUCCGUCAGCCCCCAGCUCAGAGAAGCAGAGCCCCAUGGCCCAGCAGAACAGCCCCAAGACCCAACCCAACGCUGCAGCCUCCCAGUCCAACCAGGCAGUGACAGAAGCAAACCCGUCUGUGGUCCAGCCCAACCCGAUGCCCCACCAGAGCCCCGUGACCCAGCUCCCCGCCCCUCCUCCUCAGACCUACACCCACGAGGGCAGUUACAGGUCUGAAGUGAAGGCGAGGCAAGAUGUGAAACCAGACAUCCGACAGCCGCCGUUCACAGACUACCGGCAGCCACCGGUGGAUUACCGGCACCCUCCUGUGGCAGACUACCGGCAGCCGCCCACGUUGGACUACAGACACCCACCACUGCUCGACUACAGACAGUUGGCUACUGAUGCCAGACAGUUUGCCAUCCCAGACUACCGAAUGCCACCAGUUCAACUUUCACAGGACUUCGACUUCUUCACAGUGGAGCUGGAGAAAAGCGUGAAAGGCUUCGGUUUUAGCAUCCGCGGAGGGCGGGAGUACAAAAUGGACCUGUUUGUCCUGCGACUGGCAGAGGACGGACCUGCCAUCCGCAACGGGAGGAUGAGGGUCGGGGACCAAAUCAUUGAGAUCAAUGGAGAGAGCACUCGGGACAUGACACAUGCCAGAGCCAUCGAGUUAAUCAAAUCUGGAGGCCGGCGUGUUCGUCUCCUCCUAAAGAGGGGUACAGGGCAGGUCCCGGAGUACGACAAUCCCGCCCCAUGGGAUGCUCGCCCUUCAGCCUCCCCAAGCCUGUCGGAAGUAGCCCCUCCCAUCGACAGCCUUUCCAUGUCAUCGCCUUCAUCUCAUCUGGCCCCGGCCUCCGACCCUCCUCAUCUGCCACCUCAGGACGUCCCUCGAGACCCGGUGGCACGGGACAGCAGGACGGAGCAUCCCAAGAGCCCCCAGAAAGCCGAGCUGCUGAAUCCAGAUCCCACCGGCCAGGGGAGGAGAGUGGCGACGCCCGGCGGGAGCGGCAGAGCCAAGAAGGAGGGUGGCAGGUCCACCCACAAGGGGCACCGGAUGCAGCCCGCCGCUGAUGGGGAAGGGGGCAAGGAGGGGCAGAGCGGAGAGCCCAAACCUUCCAGGAGCACCAGAGGAAGGUCCAAGGAGAGGAACCCCGGGGACGCUACAGAAUCCACCCACUCUCCCAGCGGCUCCAAGCUCCCACACACCAACGGGAACAGCAGGGAAGACGCAGAGCGCUGGAGCGGCGGGAAGCAGCUGGAGCCGGAGCAGAGCAAACCCAGGCACCGGGAGCCGGACAGGGGCCAGGGAGAGAGCCGGCCCAGCCUGCCCAUCCUGCCCAGCAAGAGCACCAGCAAGAGCACCAGCGGCGGCAUCGCAGCGGGGAGGAAGGUGACGGUCUCCCCUGGGCCUUGGAAGAUCCCUGGAUCGGACAAGCUGCCCAGCACACUGCGCACAGGCACGUCCAGGCUGAGCAGAUAACACGGCAGCUCCAGCAGAACACAGUGGCCACGCUCAUCUGGACUCAAACACACACAUCUGGACGACAUCCUCACGCCUUCCUGUGCUCCGACGACACCCCCACCUCCACCCCAUAAGAUUCAAAACCGAGAGGGGCCAGGGUGAUCUGGACCACGUGUUUUUAAAGUUUUAUUUAUAAUACUGUGUUUUAAAUUAUUUUGAGAAAUAUUUUACACCCACCACCUUAAGAACUGGAAAAAUCAUCCACUUUAAAAUGAAAAAAAAAAAGAAAAAGAAAAUAAAAAGGAAGAGCAAAUCUUUGUGUAGCGCGGCGGGGAAUCAUUUGGGAGGUUUGAAUGAAUUAUAAAGACUAUUUUAAGUUCUCCCUCAAGCACAAUUUGGGGGACAAACAUGCAAAUAUUAACAAUUCGACAGGACGCAGCUGUUGGUUGGAUUUUUUAUAUAUAUAUAUAUAUAUAUAUAUAUAUAUCUACACAGUGGAGUCUAUUUUAUGAAAUGGAAUGUUAAACAGAUGCCUGUUUUUGAUGGGAGUGAAUGGAUGGAAGAGCAACAGCGGAGAUGAAACCUGCUCAUCAACAGAACAUUGCCUUAACAGAGACAGUGUGGGCCUGAAUCUGUCUUGAAUGAUCUAUCAGAUGAUUAUAGACAAAGAUAUAUUAUAAUGAAUAUGAAUAUGUGGGAACAUUUUGUAAAUAAGAUCAUCUUUAAGUGAAUAGAACCUUAUAGUGAAGCCGCUGGAAAUUCUAGUCCGCGAAUAAUGGAGUGAAGCGGCGCGACAUGGACCAGAACUUCCAGCAACUUCUCCUUCCAGUUCAGCCCUGUGAUUGCAGUUUGGGAGGCGGAGUUUCAGCAGCAAUUCCUGCUGCGAUUGACUCUCUGUUUGGAGUUCAGUGAGGUUGUCUCGCCAGUCCUUUUUUUUGUGCUUAACGAACACGGCAAUCUGCGGACGCUGACGGAAGGAGCUCAUAUGAAACCGACCGAGGGGCGGAGUGCCUUAGACUGACGCAGAGGUUGGCUUUUUAACUCCAAAACACUUCAGAGGGUUCAAAACAGGCUGCUAUACAACACCGACUUUACAGAUCGAAAUAAUAAACUGUAUUUUUUCAGUGUGAUAUGGUGAAAUAUAUAAUUUAUUUCACAAGCUUGUGUAUGAAAAUUAGUCCAUCACCAGAGGUAUUGACGGUCCUUAUUUGAGCAAGUGGUGCAUUCGGGGUCAUGAUGCUUUCAGUACUGAUUUCUUAAUGAGGUCUGACACUAAUAAUUUCCAUGCAGAAUCACUUUUAUGAGACGGUGCAAUCAGAUGUCAGCACACGGCAGGACUUUGCACCCAAACCAAACCAAAUUAGUCAAAUCUAGAGUUGUCAGAGAAUCAGUCUGCUCCCUGGCUGAACGGUGCGUCACUAAAUGAAGCGAAGAGAAACAUUUGUGUCUGAAUUUGAUUUGUUUUCGGUAAUUCUGUCGACACUGUGUGAUAUUAAGACGUACGUAUCCAUGCCAAAGCUCCUUGUAGGUUUUCUUGUUUUUUCCCACCCGACCCAGAGUUUCAAGGCUUUGAAGGCUGUUCUCUUGUACAUUUUUUGAUAUAAUAACCUAACAACUGACUGUUUGCUAAGCCCUGCCACCCUUAGUUACUGUUGCUACUCCUGUCAAGCUUUCCAUUUGCAGUUUACUGUGAUAAAACGGAGGCAGCAGUUGGUGAAACAGAGGGUCCUUGAUUUUAGACCGGGGUGCUUAAAAGCAGCUUCUCAUUUCAUGUUUCACAUUUAGUGUUAAAGGCUGACAGAUGUGUUUCAGGUCACAUCGGCUGAGGUUGGUGGACUAUAAACUUCCCAGAUCCAACAAAAAGCAGGACUGAACCACUGAUGUUUCCCUGCUAUUGCCCAUAUUAGAGCAGAUAAACACACAGGAAUCCAAACCUGUUUUUAGUUUCAGAUAAAAAAUGAAUCAUCGCUUUCCAAACUCUUCCUCCUGCCAAAUCUACAAGACGUCAACAACGGCAUAAAUUCAAAGCUUGACAGGCCUGCAGCUGCUUAAUGUGAUUGAAUGGCUCUUCGGGGGAGGAGUUUAGCAAAUGGUCAAUUUUCAGGUCUGCAAAUCUCUUCACAGCAUCUAAAUCCACAUGCAGAUGCUGUUAAAAUUCUGAGUGGUCGUUUUUCCUCCAGAUAAGCCGACAUCAAUGAAAAACAUGAAACACCAGAGCAAAAUUUGUCCUCCUUUCCUCUGCUAACAGUGUUUAAAAGAGCAAAGGGAGACAAGUCAUUAUGUUUGCAGCUGUAAUCCGUAAUUACACAAAGACUAAGCAGACUUUAAAACACAAUCCAACACAGAGGGAUUGGGAUUUGAAUUAUUGUGUCGAGAAAUAGAAAAUUCAUCAGCCAGGCACAAACGGCUCAAUCAUUUGUAGAUGGUGUGUGGGGUAAACGUGAUUAAAACGACAUCCUGGAUCCUCAUCAUCGUGCCCAUUUGGCCGGGCUGCUUCUUUUAAUUUCUAAUUGAGGCAGAAACUAAAAAUAUGUGCGUACGUUUUCCUCAUCCUUUGCACAACUCACUGCUUUCCACGUCUGAGCUGUCUCCGUCGAGCCAAAUUGUAAGUAGUUUUCUAAGGAAAUCAAAAACAACAAAAAAGAUCAUCUAGGGGUGUGUUUGCGAAGCGUGUGUGUUGAAACGCACACGGCAGCAGCAUUAAGUCCAGCACCAAGCGGCUCAGUAUCACUGUGUAGUGCUAUAGCAGUGUGUAGACCCUGAACAAAUAUCUCUAUAAAUAUGACUCGGUGUACUAUUGAUGGUCACAAAGACUGUAAGUGGAGCAACUAUUUUUAUGAAAUGCAACAUUAUGGAUAUAUUAACUUUUGCAAAAAUCUUGUUUACCUGUAUGAUACUCUGAAACGCUGUCAAAAUAAAAGAAUCUUGACACGACAUGAAAGAUUGA
Molecule: messenger RNA, 7758 nt
Organism: Amphiprion ocellaris (clown anemonefish)
Lineage: Eukaryota; Metazoa; Chordata; Actinopteri; Pomacentridae
Gene: magi2a
Product: membrane associated guanylate kinase, WW and PDZ domain containing 2a
Exons: 22
Coding region: 222-4829 (1535 amino acids)
Biological process (GO): signal transduction; receptor clustering
Cellular component (GO): dendrite; cytoplasm
Molecular function (GO): type II activin receptor binding; signaling receptor complex adaptor activity; SMAD binding
Source: RefSeq, a predicted model, not a curated record